Messenger RNA from Ostreobium quekettii, 2988 nucleotides. NCBI's taxonomy places the organism in Eukaryota, Viridiplantae, Chlorophyta, Ulvophyceae, Bryopsidales, Ostreobiaceae. The record is from the annotation of a GenBank genome assembly.
AUGCCACGGCCCGUUGCGCUCGCCGCGGCGCUGUGCGCCUUGGCGGUGGCAGUUGCUGCAGAGAGUCUCCAGGGCAGUGAGAUCAACAGUUUGAGGAGGAGUCUGAGACAGAGUCAGGAAAGCCUAGAUGAGGAACUGUUUGAGGCCGUGGGCUUGACAGAUGGGUCGCAGCGCAAGCGCGUUGCGGACCUUCUGAGAGACGGCGCCAACGCCAGCACCUGCUGCGACAUCUUCGGCAACAGCCCGCUGCACAUCGCAGCCAUGAAGGAUAACCACAAUGUCGUGUUCGCGCUCAUCGUGGCGGGGGCAGACAAGGAGGUGGAAAACUCUGUGGGGGACAGGCCUAUGCAUGUGGCUGCUGCGGCUGCAGCUGACCAGGCCCUGGAAGUGCUCUUGGAAGCCAGUGCAAGCGUGGACGCCCAGAACAAUGCUGGCAACACGCCCAUGCACCUGGCAUUCGAGGUGGGCGCCGUCAAGGUCAUCCGCCUGCUGCUGCUGGCGGAGUCAGGCGAGCUAGAUGUGCAGAACAGCGACGGAGACAAGCCAACGGACGUGCUGUGCAGGAAGACCUGCCCAAGGGGGGCCGAGAAGAAGAUACAGGGCUUGUUGUCCAAGGCAGCUCCGUCCGAGACGCCAGUGGCGCCGGUGUCCUCCGAAGACCCCCUGGAUUUGGAGCUCAUUGCGGUCGCCAUGGAGGUGCCCAGCGAUACGAGCAAGGUGGAAGCCGAGCGACUGCUGACGGCAGGUGCCAGCCCAAAUUCCUGCUGCACCCAAUUCGGGGGCACCGCCUUGCACGCAACCGUCAGUCAUGACAACGACAUCGUGGCGGAAGUCCUCAUCUCCAAUGGCGCCGACGUCAAUGCCGUGGACGACCUGGGGGAUACGGUGCUGCACAUUGUGUCGUUCUGGAACGCGACGAGGGUUGCAAAGCUGGUCAUCAACAGCGGGGGCGACUUGGACGCUUUGGAUGAUAUUGGUGAGACGCCGCUGCACCACGCGUCGGAGUUCGGCAAGCUGGAGAUCGCCACCCUGAUGGUGGAGAAGGGCGCCGAUGUGGACAUAAAGAACUCAGAGGGGGAGACGGCCGAGGACCUGAUAUGCGAGGUGGAGUGCCCGGAGGAUAUCCGGCUGGGGCUGGAGAAGCUCUUCGCUGAGGCUGCCCCUGCGCCGCCAACGCCGACUGCCCCUAAGGUGCCAACACGAAGCAGCCCUGCACCACAAGCCCCAAGCGGCCCCCCAUCGGAGCUGGACUUGAUGCUCUUGGCGCUGGCCAUGUCGGAGCCCAACGACACGGGCAACGCCAUGGCCACCGAUCUCAUCGCCAAGGGCGCCAACCCUAACGCCUGCUGCGGCGAGUUCGAUGGCAGUGCGCUGCAUGUGACUGUCCGGCACGACAACGACGGCGUGGCGGCAGCGCUCAUUGAAGCCGGCGCGGAUCUCAACGCGGUCGACAAACUGGAGGACACCCCCCUCCACAUCGCGCCCUUCUGGGACGCCGUGCGGGUGGCCAAGCUCAUCAUCGACGCCGGGCCCGACCUCAACGCGCAGGACGACAUUGGCGAGACGCCGCUGCACCAUGCUGCUGAGUUCGGCAACGUGGAGAUCACAAGGCUGCUGCUGGCUGCGGGCGCGGACACUGAGAUUCUCAACCUGGAGGGCGAGAAGGCGGUGGAUCUCAUCUGUGAGGUGCCAUGCCCGCCGGGCGACGAGGAGGAGCUGCGUGGGCUGUUCGCGGCCGCGCCGCAGGAGGCGGAGGCAGACCCAGAGGAAGAGGAAAAGAGCCUUGAUCAGCAACUCCUCAAGAUAGCCGGCUCCUCCAAAGCUGAAGGCGCCGGUGAGAAGGCCCAAUCCCUCAUCGACGCCGGCGCCAGCCCGGACGCCUGCUGCACUGGCUUUGGCGGCUCCGCUCUCCACGAGACCGCAGCCGCAGACAACAAGCCCGUGGCAGCUGUCCUAAUCGACGCAGGGGCGAAUGUCGAUGUGCGAGAUCGCCUCGGCGACACCCCACUGCAUUCCGCUGCAAUCUCAAAUGCUGUGGAUGUUGCCAUCUUGCUGCUGGAAGGGGGGGCGGAUGUCGAUGCCAUUGAUGACAUUGGUGAGACGCCACUGCACAGGGCAGCGGCCUUCGGGCGGGCCAAGGUGGCUGAGCUGCUUGUGCGGUACGGGGCUAAUGCGACGAUCAAGAACAAUGAUGGGAAGCUGCCAGCGGACAACAUCUGCAGCAUACCCUGCACGGCAGUCAUCGAGAAGCGGCUGAGGGACCUGCUUCCAGAAACCUCCCCGCAAAGCGACAAGGAAGAAGAGAAAGCACACAUAGAAGAGGAACUUCGGGAAAUACGGGCAGAAAAUGGGACUGCGGAGCCGCCACCGCCACCCCGUAUCCGCUCACCACCCAAUGCCUUCGACCAGAGCCUGUUGGACCUGGCGGACACCCCCGCCAACGACUCCACCCGGGCGACGGUGAUGAAGGUCCUGUCCAAGGGCGCCAGCGCGGACGCGUGCUGCAACGCCUUCGGCGGCUCCGCGCUGCACAUCACGUCCAACUUCGACAACCACGUCGUCGCGGAGGCCCUCAUUGAGGCGGGGGCCACCGUCGACGCGCGGGACGACAUUGGCGAUACGCCGCUGCAUGAUGCCGCCAUUGUCAACGCCCAGAAAGUCGCUGCCCUGCUGAUCGCCAAUGGCGCCGAGAUCGACGCUCUGGACGACUUGGACGAGACGCCCCUGCACCACGCCGCUGAGUGGGGCAGCGUGGAAGUUGCCAUACAGCUACUGGACGCGGGGGCGAGCGUGGAGAUUGAGUCCAAGGAGGGCCUGACGCCCGCUGAGGUUGUGUGCGAGACUUGCACAGCCGCCACAGAGUCCACCUUCGAUGAGCUGUUGAAGCCGGCUGGCAAGUCGGGCCCCAGCCCGGACGAAAACGCACCACCGCCCAAGGAGGAGGAAGGCAGUGGGCCGACGUUCGUGCCUCUGCCACCAAGCAACCGG